UAUCUCUGGCUUAUCAUGUCUGAGAGGCCUGACGAGUAUCACUGGGACCGCAGAGACCCUGUUCCAAUGUUACCAUUGUUAUUGUGUGCAGUGGGUGUGCGCCUGGCCUGGGCCGCCUGUCUCAACCAUCUCUUCUGUUACAAUGACUUGUAUCUUGAUCACAGCAGGUUCGUGACCAUACAUUCUGAUCUGGCUGAGAGGUCAGCAGUCACUUGUGGAACUCUGUGUCUGCAGCGAUGGCCGGAGACCCACCUGGUGUUGGCUAAGUUGGUGGAUGUUAACCAACUUCUGGCUUGUGGCUGUGGUAGCCAGCUGGCUGUGGGCAACCUCUCGGGCAAAGUUAAUGAUUACUAUGAUUGUUAUGUGUGUCCCGACGGUGACAAUCAGAAGUGUGGGAGCGAGAAGACGACCAGCGUCUAUGAAGUGGAACACACUAACCACUCUUGUAGGAGAGUCCACCUUACUGUGCCAGAGAAGAUAAUCUUCACCUCCACCACCACCACCUCCACAGAUCCUCCUACGACGCAUGUAACCCACUCCAUCUCUCCCUGGCAGAAUUCAUCCAUGAACUAUACAAAAAUAGAAACAAUGAGGAAAACCACGAUACAUCUAGCUAGUAGGAAGCUGUCGGGAUCUCCGACUUUGGGUUAUUUAGGAUGCUACGAGGAGAUGAUGAUCAACGAGUCAGCGGUGGUGACAACGUUGCUCCAGCGACCAGGUGUCAACAUUACACACUGUGCCAGGAGCUGUCUCCUCACUCACCCCUCAACCCAAGUCUUCCUGCUUAAGCUCCUCAACAUGGACCGCAUUUACUGUGGGUGCGGGAUGGAGGUGGCUCUCGCCUGGAGUGCCGAGGGGACGGGCCACUGUGACCUCUACUGCCGGGAUGACCCUCGUCAGCCCUGCGGUGGCUGGGUUUCCGUCAGCGCCUACGCCAGGAUAACCAGUGCUAGCGAGUCAAGACUUUCCCGUAGCAGCCUGCUGCUCUUUCUGCCAUUCCUAGUGAUCUUCUGGGUGUAGCGUCUUCAGGGGAGAAAGGACGUUAUAAUUAUGUAUAUAUAGUGCUUUCUUUCAUAUAAUUUUAUAUUGCUGAAUUUUCGUUAAUAGCUAAAACGAAAAUUUUAUAUUAUUAUAUACGUAGGUAGAAUGUAAAAAAAACUACACCUCUCAUUGUGCUCAGUGAAAGAUGUUAGACUGGCUACCAGUGCUGCAAACUACCUGCCGGCUUGUUUCACAGUUGGUGCCAGACUCAAGCCGGUACGAAUCACCAGACGUUGGAUUGGCAGGCCUUACCUAGCUCUCUCUCGCUUUCUCUGGCAGAGGAAACACCCCCAUCUUUGCUCUGUCAGGGAGAAUGCUGUUCUUUUAAGCUCGUGUUGCUUAGACUCUGGUUUUGGUAGAAUAUGUCUCCGAUGGUGAGCCGGAGCAUGCAUCUAGUAACUCUGUGUAACUCAGUUCAUAGAGCAUUAUUUAGACUUAGUUUUAUUUGACGUGUUCAGAGGUUGUGUAUUGUGAGGCACUCUGUAUCUCUGGUCCCGAGUUCAACUCUCGACCUACAUUUGUUCUGGCAUCUAUGCACUACAUUCAGCAAUUCGAAUUGCUGAAAUCAUUUUCAGUAAUAAGGAAGUUUUAGCCAAGGGUCUACUAUAGUUACGGUCGUUUUGGUCUUCUUCAUUCCUUGCCUGACGCUGUGCUGUUCAUUGCUGUUUGGAGCAUUAUUGCUGUUUGGCACAUGAGUCGUUAUUAUGUUCAAGCAAGCUGUUUGACUGUCUCGAUGGUCCAGAAGUUAGCUUAUUUAGGGACGUAUUGUUAUAUGUCACAUUGUAAGUCUAAGUCGAAUCAAUCCGAGCAUAUACCGAGCACUCACAAACACACACACUUACACACCUAUAUUACUCUUGUAUUCAUAAGUACAUUUCAUCACAGGAACGUACCAGAUGGUACAUAUUAAAAGUAAUGUAGAAUCGAAUGUGCCCAUAGCAUCAUAUGUACAGAAUAACCAUGAUAUAUAAGUGUACCAAGUUAUACUGUGUAGAAACUUAUCUCCGUAUUCAAACUACAUUAACUGUAAUUAUUACCACCUAGACACUUUUGUUAUGCCUUUAUUCAGCUGCAAUUCAAAAAGCGCUAUUGAGGAGCCACCACAUUGUCCGGGAUAACUGGACUAGAAUAAAGUCUAACAAACUGUUACAGAACCAGAAACAGGUUAGAUGCUAGAGCAGGAUCAGUAAGUUGACCUUCUGGUAUUUUCUGGAAAUAUCUUCACUUAAUGGAUGCCACAAUUUCUAACACAGGGCCUCCCGAGGACUUUAGGACGUCCUGGUAACGUCACGGGCAUCCUGGAGACGUCUUGGUCGUCCUGGUGACGUCUUGGUCGUUCUGGUAACGUCUUGAUCGUUUUGGUGACCUCUUGGUCAUCCUGGUGACCUCUUGGUCGUCCUGGUGACGUCUUGGUCGUCCUGGUGAAGUCUUGGUGGUCCUUGUGACGUCUUGGUCGUCCUGGUGAAGUCUUGGUGGUCCUUGUGACGUCUUGGUCGUACUGGUGAUUUUUUUAGUCGUCUUGGUGAUGUAUUGGUCGUCCUGGCGACUUCUUGGUGGUCCUGGUGAUAUCUUGGUAGUUCUGGUGACUUCUUGAUGGUCCUGGUGACGUCUUGGUCGUCCUGGUGAAGUCUUGAUGGUCCUUGUGACGUCUUGGUCGUCCUGGUGACGUCUUGGUCGUCCUGGUGAUUUUUUAGUCGUCCUGGUGAUGUCUUGGUCGUCCUGGUGACUUCUUGGUGGUCCUGGUGAUAUCUUGGUGGCUCUGGUGACUUCUUGAUGGUCCUGGUGACGUCUUUGUCGUCCUGGUGACGUUUGGUCCUUCCGGUGACUUCUUGUUCGUCCUGGUGACGUCUUGGUCGUCCUUGUGACGUCUUGGUCGUCCUGGUGACGUCUUGGUCGUCAUAAUAACUUCUUGGUUAUCCUUAAUACCACUGUUGAAGUGAGUAUUCACGUGUUAACAUUAACUUAAUAUGAUGGAAAGACAGUUGUCAGUGAGGAAAUAUUUGAACAAACAGACGUGAAGACGUAGUCUGAAGGGAUUAGUCCCUGAGGAGGCUAAGGGACUGACCACCUUACAUUACUACCACAUCUACCACUUCAUGUCUCCCACUGUCUUAAGGAGUGUUCUCUGGGGUGAUAAAGACACUACUGGGCGAAACGUUCUACAAUAAAGAUAACCAAAUCUUG
Cherax quadricarinatus is the source of this 3225-nucleotide messenger RNA. RefSeq lists its product as uncharacterized. Lineage: Eukaryota; Metazoa; Arthropoda; Malacostraca; Decapoda; Parastacidae. The record is from RefSeq and is a predicted model, not a curated record.